AUGGCUCAGUACGCCAGCAAUGCCGCCGCGGCCAGCCCAGCCCUCAACUCGACCCCCGGCCACCAGUCCGGUCCGGAUUCUCAAAAGGGAACCUCGUCGGCCGCCAACGACACGCCCCGCGAUGACGGAGUCGCCCUGUCUGGUGCCGCCGCUUCUACCGCCAAUGCCCAGCACAAGCGCGUCUACCAGGCCUGCAUUCCCUGCCGCCGCCGCAAGGUCAGAUGUGACCUCGGCAGCGUCGACAACCCCCACGACCCCCCCUGCGUUCGGUGCCGUCGCGAAUCCAAGGAAUGCUUCUUCUCCGCCACUCGUCGCAAGCGCAAGAGCGAGGACGACGGCAGUGACCUCGAGGAAUACAUCAUCAGAAAUGGCCGCCGCAAGGUCCAGGCAACCAGCCCCGGACGGGUCGAACAUAGAGUCUACGCCGAGCCUACAAUUCCCCAAAGCAACACGAAUUGGCGCAGUCAGCCUCUGCGCCGCCCUGACGGCGGCCGUCGCGACAAGCGGACCGGCGACGACUCCGGAGACGAGGGCAACCAGACCCUCGAGAACAUUGAAGCCCAGACCGUCAUGCGCCAGACCGUCUACGGUCCCCAUGAUGCCCUCGACCUCCUCUACAAGGCCGCCACCGAUGGCCCUGCUUCCAAUCACCAACGUGACAGCAGCAUCGUCUCCGCCUCGGGCGCUGCUGCUCCCACUUCGGCUGCCUCUACAUCCCAUACCAAUCCUCUCAGCAUUCAUAACCGACGCCAAUCCUCCGUCCGUGAGCUUCCCCGCCAGCCAUCCGCCUCGGCCCGUCCUGCCCAAGUCGAGCACCACACCUCCGACUUGGCCUCUCACCCCGCAUACGCCGAUGCCAUCAAGGCAUGGUCCAGAUUCCGCUUCGUCCGUGCCGGCUGGUUCACCGCGCAAGAGGCAAUUGAAUACAUUGACUACUACUAUAAAUACCUUUCUCCUCUCACACCCAUCUCGCCACCCACCUUUAGCAACCCCGCCUCUCAUCUUACCCUCCUGACGGAAGAACCCAUACUUACCGUAACUCUUCUCACCAUCGCCUCGAGAUAUCGUCAGAUACCUGGCACUGGUGGCCAAUGCCGCUCACACGCUAUUCCAGAGCAGCUCUGGACAUACCUCCGCGGUAUGAUAGAGCGCUGUCUUUGGGGGCAGGAAGCCUUCGGGGGCGGCUUCUGCGGCUCAGGCGGCUCAGCUACUACUGCCAUGCUGAGCGAGGAGACUAGUAGUACCGCGCCCUGGCGAGGCUUGCGCAAAGGUAGUCUGCGAACUCUUGGCACCAUUGAGUCGCUGCUCAUCCUCACCGAGUGGCAUCCCCGCGCCCUGCACUUCCCUCCACAAGAAGCCACGGAUGAGCUCGUCCUUCCCAUGGCUGAGUCUUCACCGCUCAUGGCCACAGAGGACGAAAUGGCUCGCCCGGCAGGUGGCAGCUUCGGCGGCAAGAGAAUUGAAAGCUGGCUCGAGCCCGCCUGGCGCAGCGAUCGCAUGUGCUGGAUGCUGCUUAGCACGGCAAUGGGUCUCGCCUAUGAGCUGGGCGUCUUUGACGACAUUGACGCCAUGCUCAAGGACGAUGCCAUCACCCGCCCUGAAUACCGCGAUGAAGCAUAUCGCUUGCGUGCCAACCGCAUCAAGCGCCUUCUCCUCAUAUAUACCUCUCAGCUCGCUGGUCGGCUUGGCUGGACCAGCAUGGCCCCAGAGCAUCUUCGCCGGGCCGACCCUGCCGUGGCCCGCAAACGGCCGUUGACGACCGACGGCAACACCCCGUCUACUAGCUACUCCCUCUCCAACACCUUCAACUACGUACCCGACCUGGAGCUCGAUGACCAAAUCAUCCACUGCUGGGCUGGAAUCAGCAAUGCCAUGUAUAUUGGCAACGAAAAGUUCUUCAAGUCACGCCAGCACACCACCGACAUAAUCCAGAGCGGCAAGUAUGUUGAGCUACUGGGCGAGUACGGGCCCAUGCUCAAGGAUUGGUACCGUGAGUUUGAACUCUUCCGUCUGCCCCAGUAUAUUCGUUACAUCUUGACCAUCGAGUACGAGUAUGUGCGCAUCUAUGUCAACUCGCUCUCUUUGCAGGCGGUUGUGGAACGUUGCACCAACAAUGCCACCCAGACAGUAUCCAACAACUCGAACGGCCAAGGCGCCCAGCCUACGCUCUCUCCCGCGACUCUCAUGACGUACGGCAAGCUCCCGAUUGGUCAAUUGGGUGGCUUCACUGCCCAAGAUCAAGAAUAUGUUCGCGAGGUUGUCGAUGGAUGUCGCAAGCUGCUUCAUACAGUGGUCGAUGGCCUCCUGCCAGGCGGCUACCUCAAACACGCCCCAGUACGCACCUACUUCCGCAUUAUUAGCGGAGCUAUGUUCUUAUUAAAGACCUUUGCCCUCGGCGCCCCGCGAGCCGACGUGCGCAUGAGCAUCGAUCUCAUGGACGCCACCGUCGAGGCGCUCCGCAAUUGCGUGGUCGACGACGUGCACCUGGGUCUUCGCUUCGCUGAUCUGCUCGAGACGCUGACGAGCCGUCUGCGGAACCGCUUCAUCCAGGCGCCCACCGGGCCGCUGUCCGGCCGGGAGCAGAGCCCCGUGCCCGACUCGGGUGCCGCUGGUGCCCAUGCCGUUGAGAACGGCUGGUCGGGGCAUGCCCAGAAGCUGCGUGAUGGGCUCAAUGGCCAGCGCCGCCCCCUCUCCCCGACGAUGGAAGGCAACAACAUCUCCGCGACCCCAUUCGACCUCGGCACUGGCGCCUUCCAUUACCACCCGCCGGUGUCUGCCGGCCCCACCACGCCGGCAGCUGCGAUGGAGAAUGGCGGCACCGCAACCGCCGGCGCCGGCGGCAUGGACGUGACGCUAUUCGAGGAGUGGAACAACCCGGGCAAUGAGAUGUGGUACCUGCCCGCCGGCCCCGCAUUCUUCCAAAACAUGGGCGAUGGCGGUGUCUCCAUGACGGCCGAGGGCGUCAACGUCGGUGGCCUCGACCUGCUCGAGUACAUGGCCAUGGAUCCUGUACAAUUUCCCACGCUGGAAACAGGCGGCGGCGGCGGCGGCUCUGCCCCCAACGGAGGGACACAACCGCUGUAG
This is a messenger RNA of Cordyceps fumosorosea ARSEF 2679, 3084 nucleotides long. Its product is annotated as Zn(2)-C6 fungal-type DNA-binding domain protein. The transcript has 3 exons. NCBI's taxonomy places the organism in Eukaryota, Fungi, Ascomycota, Sordariomycetes, Hypocreales, Cordycipitaceae. Bases 1 to 3084 code for a protein of 1027 amino acids. Gene Ontology annotation, biological process: positive regulation of transcription by RNA polymerase II; aromatic amino acid catabolic process. The record is from RefSeq and is a predicted model, not a curated record. Gene Ontology annotation, molecular function: zinc ion binding; DNA-binding transcription factor activity, RNA polymerase II-specific. Gene Ontology annotation, cellular component: nucleus.